Messenger RNA from Scophthalmus maximus (turbot), 3156 nucleotides. Its product is annotated as putative monooxygenase p33MONOX. The coding region runs from base 340 to 1275 and encodes 311 amino acids. Lineage: Eukaryota; Metazoa; Chordata; Actinopteri; Pleuronectiformes; Scophthalmidae. Gene Ontology annotation, cellular component: cytoplasm. The record is from RefSeq and is a predicted model, not a curated record. The transcript has 9 exons.
AGCAGCGUCAGCAGCGUCACUCAAUCAGGAAGCGUCUUUUUUUAAUUUAUCGGACAAUGAUGGCUCCUUCCCCACGGCCCCGUCGUCUUCCUCUGCGCGGUCCAGUCGACGUCGGAGGGUCGAGUGUGUGUCUGCCGUCGCUCUGAAGUUAAUCCGUGUUGCUUCCCUCAGGCUCUGCUGCUCACCCACAAUGCAUUGCCAGAGGCUUCUGUGUGUCUUGGCCAGACUGAAGUAACCGUCACCACCAACACUCCACCAACACUCCAUCUUGAGCACAGCGGCGUACUGUAGCAGGAAGGUCCUGUCCUGGUUGGUCCUGAUCGUUAUCUCACUGAAGUCAUGUCUGGUUCAGGCGACUUACCUGCCAUCGAGGGCCCCGGGAUGGGCGGGAUGAGGCUUCCCAUCGGGAUGACCCGACGGGCCCUCAGCUACGACGACAACCUGGAGGCCCCCAUGUCCACGCCCCCUCAUGACAUCAGCAUCAACAACCUGUGGAGACGACCAAUCAUACCAGAGAGGAAGUUCACACAACUGGCUGAGGAGGAUGAGAGUGGAGGAGCAGCGAAACAGUCCACGUUGGCGGACAUCGCCCCCUCCAGGUCAUCAGGCGUAGUGAAAACCAAGGCGUCCUCCAUCAUCAUGAACUCCCUCAUCACCAAGCAGACUCAGGACAGUAUGUACAGGUUCGAGCAGAGAGCGGGUCUCACCGACACCAGCUACACGCCCCACAAAGGCCUCACCGCCGAGGAGACCAGACACCAUCACCGCAUGCCCGAGUCGCUCCAGAAACUCCAGAUCCAGAGCAUGGAGGCCAGAGAGGAGCGGCAGAACUCCUCGGCCCAGUCCACUCCAUCCAACACACCACACAGCUCCCCCAAACAACAACGCAGGACCUGGUUCGGUAGCUCGGGGUCAGAGGUCAGCAUCAGUUCCUCCAACAGCAGCGUGGACAUGGGCGGAGAGACGGCAGCAGGAGGCGCGGUGGAAAAGUGGAGCGUGUUCACACCUCGGCCGCUCAUCCAUAAGUCGACCUCUGACCUGGGAUCAGACCCUGCAACAGCAGGCUUUGCUCUGCAGGCGUACCGCGGCGCCCAGAAGCCGACGCCCAUGGCGGUGAUGAAGUCGCAGGGCACACGGCUGGCGGACGGCACCGCGGCUCAGAGGGUGGCCCCGCCCCAAAUGGAGAUCCCCACGAUGGAGGGUCGGCGGCAGGGGGCGCGGCCUCACAAGCUCAAACCCAGAGACAUGAACAUCCUGACGCCCUCGGGCUUCUGAGGGGAGGCGUGGCCUCUGUCGCGGCCGCCGAAGGUCCCACGACAUGAAAAGCGUGUCACCGUGUUGUUACCAGGUAUCAUCACCGUGACCGUCACGCAAUCUGUCGUCACGUAUAAAUUCAUUUUAAAUGAAAAACCAUUUAGUCUUCAGUUCCUGUCAAACGAUAUCCUGUACCCAGGGCGAUAUUUCAUCACAGAUCAAGCGUUAAGAGUAUAAAUACUACUGAUCCGCCGUCGCCCUCGAAGUAUAAAUCUGAUUUAUUACGACCAAGCAGUUUGUUUUUGUACUUUGUUUUUUCUACAUCAUUCCUGACAGGUGUUCUGAUAAUAUCACCAGGUGAACCACUGAGGUCUGAGAACGCAGUGACGUCACUAAAGAAGGAAAACAAACAAGCGAUUAGCUUCAUCAUCUACUGUCACUAUUGUGAGUGUAAUAUUGUAGUGUAAUAAUCGCGGGUGAAGUCGGUGCGUUCACUUUCAGUUUGAGCGAUCGUCUUGUCGUCGUGUCACCGUCACGCAAGUUCCCAGAUCUAAAAAAAAUAACUUUGUCGUCUUAAAAAAAACACAGAGCUGCCUGUCACUAGGCAGCACUCACAGAAGGUUUUAAUUGAAUGUGUCGGUUUACAGCAACAUUUACAACGAUAUUAUUUGUGCGCUUGUCGACGGACAAAGAUUGAAGCAUGAAGACAUCAACCUUCUUCACAAACAGUUAGUUCGCAGCUUCCUUCAGCCUCAACCUUUCACCCGCUGUUGGCUCCUUUAUUUCUUUUUUGAUGUGCUUUAAUUUGAAAAUUUAAGAAUUAUUUCAUGGGACCUUCGACAGCAGCUCCAACAUUCAGACAAACACACAAAACAAAGCAAAAAGAAAUAAAAAGCUCCCAUCUGCUUUCACGUGUACAUUGCGAGCUGCUUCGCUGUAAAAUCAAACAUGUCUCUUUUCCUUCACUCUCCAACUGCAGCAUGAAUCUAACCCCCCCUCAGAUUUAUUUAUUUUUUAUUGGUCAAGCUGAAGUUGAAGAUGACGAUGGUGGUUUAAAAUCCCCUGUAGAUGCACUUUACCCCCCGCCUCUCCGCAGAGAGUUUCCUGACACUGGCUCCACCUCUAUCCGAAGCCCCGCCCCCCAUCAUGCGUUACUCUGCAAACAUGUUACUGACGAUUAUCUUAACGUUUUAUCUCUGUCUCUAAAACGUCUCUGACGUAUUCUCAAAGGGGCAUUUCACUAAGCAGGGACGAGAGAAUAAAUCAAACCGAUUCCUUCAGUUGUAGAUUCACAGUUUAUAUGAAUCGAAAACAACCGGAAAAGAAAUUGUAAUAUGAAGUUUGACUCAGGAACUUUGGCAGGCUCCUGCUCACUGAAACGUUCCACUUGUUUUUGUUUCAAUGUAUAGAAUAAGAAUGUUUUUUAGUUUUUUUUAUAUCUGCGACUGUAGCAACAGACUAAGUUUCGUUUGGAUCAAAAGAAGAGACGUGUCCACCCGGUGUGUGUCGUCAUGUGACCGAGUACUGGAAGAGUUUAUCUGUUUUAAAAGAAGGGAAACUUUUCCUCCUUCUGUAACUUGAUCACGUGUUGUGUGUGUGUGUGUGUGUAUGUGUGUGCACAGAACAAAACACACUCUGUAAAUAUCAAAUGAAUAUGACUGUUUCUCCUCAGUUACAUUUUCCUAAGUGUUUUCCGUAAGUGUGACGCUGUCUCCCUUUAGCUCUCGUUCCUCGGUUCAGAGACACUGAAUUUCUAAUAAAUACAAUUUAUCUCUUCAACAUUUCUCCCAAGUUCAUGUUAAAGAGACAUUUCUCUGGAUUGAUUCCGUCUCUAUAUGGUUUAUUUAUCCUUUACCAAAACUGUUUGGAAAUUGAGAAUAAAUGUUACAAUCUCAAAAACAA